GCGCUGCACACCAGCUGGUAAAUCGGCUGCCCCUCGCAGCCGCCGCGCCGCAGCCAUGGAGCAGUCCAUGUGGCAGGAGGAGCAGCGCCUGUCGCGCUUCGACGACGGCGCCGUGCGCAUGCGCCGCCAGAACGAAGCCGUGCACUCCAAUGUCGCCGCGGCGCGCGCCCAGGACGUCGUACGGAGCCGCGUCGACGCCUACUACGACCCGAGCCACCCCGACGCGGACUGGAGUGGCUUGGUCGAGAACAGGGGCAAGAAGAAGGCCGACCCGGGCAGGGGCCGGGAGCACAUCCAGCGCACCGAGGAGGGCGGCAUCGUGGCCGCGGCCCCCUACUUCGCGGAGCGGUCCGUGGGCAAGAAGCACUAUAAUGAAGACGGCCGCUUCACGACGGAGCCGCAGCGCACGCGCACGGAGAUUCAGGAACAGGACUCGCCCUACGUCACGGCCGCGCAGCUCGCGCAAAGAGGCGUCGCGACGGACCACGAGUUCCGGGGUGCCCAAACAAGACGACGGGGCAAGAAGCACGUCAACCCGAGCUUCAACCGGGCGCCGCACGCGCACCCGCUCGCGGGCGAUUACGUCGAACCUGAGGCUCCUCGAGUGCUGACGCAGUCGAACGUGCUCAUGGGCGCCACGGCUACUGCCGACAAGCAGCCCUUUCGCGCCGGGUCCCUGGCGGGGUAUCGGUCCAGACAGUUCGCGCCCGGGGCAAAAUCGAUGAUCUCGGCGACGAUCAGCGGCCUCGCGAAGGCCAUGCCGCCUCCCGAGCGCACGACGAAGAGCGACAACGGGUCCUGGACGAGCCACAACAAGGAGAUUUUAGAUAGGGACAACUAUCGCCCCGACGGCGUCCUGCCGGGCUUCACGGGCACCUUUAGACGCUAGGCCACGCACAAGUAGUAAAUUGAAACAA
Pelagomonas calceolata is the source of this 917-nucleotide messenger RNA. The record is from the annotation of a GenBank genome assembly. NCBI's taxonomy places the organism in Eukaryota, Pelagophyceae, Pelagomonadales, Pelagomonadaceae.